UGCGCAUGAUUUAGACGUCAGGACUAAAGACCUUCCUGUUCCUCGUGUCAUAACAUUUAACUGGUUAAACUGGCACUGACACCAGUGGAGUGCAAGCUGAAUUAAACGUGUGAAUCGCGGGUUUCCUGGUUGAAGCCAUGCCUCGAUACGAGCUGGCCCUGAUCCUGAAGGCGAUGACCCGGCCGGAGACAGCGGCUACUCUCCGGCGGACUGUCGAGACCUUGAUGGAGCGGGGCGCGGUGGUGAGACACCUGGAAAACCUAGGAGAGAGACUACUGCCCUACGAGAUCACCAAACACAACCAGAGGCACGACCGAGGGGCUUACUUUCUGGUCGAUUUCUACGCAGCUCCUAACAUCCUCACAGCCUUCCUGGAUCACCUACACCGAGAUGUGGACGUGGUGAGGCCCACCGUGCUCAAGAAGGACCCCCAGGUGUCCGGUCAGACCUGCUGUGGACCCCAGCAGUGAUUGAAUGGUUCACAGCUCAUGUCCAGAAGAUGUACAGUGUGAUGCUUUCCUCAAUGAACUUUUCCAUAGAUUUUGACCUGCAUUUGGAUGUUAUGUCAUAAAUAAACCACUUUUUUCU
This is a messenger RNA of Scomber scombrus (Atlantic mackerel), 588 nucleotides long. RefSeq names its product mitochondrial ribosomal protein S6 (gene mrps6). Gene Ontology annotation, molecular function: small ribosomal subunit rRNA binding; structural constituent of ribosome. NCBI's taxonomy places the organism in Eukaryota, Metazoa, Chordata, Actinopteri, Scombriformes, Scombridae. Gene Ontology annotation, biological process: translation. Gene Ontology annotation, cellular component: mitochondrial small ribosomal subunit; ribosome. The record is from RefSeq and is a predicted model, not a curated record. Bases 138 to 470 code for a protein of 110 amino acids. The transcript has 2 exons.